Molecule: messenger RNA, 1511 nt
Organism: Myotis daubentonii (Daubenton's bat)
Lineage: Eukaryota; Metazoa; Chordata; Mammalia; Chiroptera; Vespertilionidae
Product: homeobox protein MSX-3-like
Biological process (GO): regulation of transcription by RNA polymerase II; embryonic morphogenesis
Cellular component (GO): nucleus
Molecular function (GO): RNA polymerase II transcription regulatory region sequence-specific DNA binding; DNA-binding transcription factor activity, RNA polymerase II-specific
Source: RefSeq, a predicted model, not a curated record
GCAGGCACGUGCCGAGGGUUCCAGCUUGGGGUUGGGGUGCAGCGGGAAGAACAGCCGGCGAGCGACAGAGCGACGACGAGGCGGGAGGCGCCUGGCGCCAAGCUCUUCGCUGCGCAGGAUCUGCGCGCGGUCAAGGGCGGGUGCUGGGACCACGACCUCGCCCCGUCGCGCCCGCUGUCCACUCUUCGGAGGGGGAGGCUGAGGCCAGCUCCGGGUGCUCCCGGGGCGUCUCAGCAGCCUCCUGGACAGGAGGAGCGUGGGCCGGGCACAGGGAGAGCGCCAGGGGCGCGCCAGGAGGGCUCCGGCCGGGAUGGAUGCGCGGGUGCCAGGCGGCGGCCCCGCCCCUCCCUAUCCUUUCCGCCCCCGGGGUCAGCAAAGCCAAUGGACGCCUGGGCCUUGCGACAGCGGCCAAGGCGAUUGGACAGCGGCUCAUGAAAAGGACACCGCCUUUUUAUAGGGUACGGAGGGCGGGGUCGCCUCCGAGUCCCAGGCAGUCGCACGACGUGCUGCCCCCGCCACGCGCCUGCCGGGCCCCGCAAGCCCCGCGCCCGCUGGCUUGCGCAUGGCCCCGGCGUCGCUCGUCAUGAACUCGUCGGGGCUCAGGACCUGUGGCGGGGACGGCGCGGGGCCCGGCCCGCUGCCCUUCAGUGUCGAGUCGCUGCUGGAGGCGCAGCACCGGCUGGGCCCGGAGCCCGCGGAGCCCCGGGAGGCGAGGCCGCGGGGCGCUGCGGAGUCCCGGGCCAGGUUCCCGCCCGCCGCCCGCUCGUCCUCCCCACGCGCCCCCAGUCCUCCGCCCUGCACCCUCCGAAAACACAAAAACAACCGCAAGCCACGGACGCCCUUCACCACCGCCCAGCUGCUGGCGCUGGAGCGCAAGUUCCGCCAGAAGCAGUACCUGUCCAUCGCCGAGCGGGCCGAGUUCUCCAGCAGCCUGAGCCUCACGGAGACACAGGUGAAGAUCUGGUUUCAGAACCGCCGGGCCAAGGCCAAGCGGCUGCAGGAGGCCGAGCUGGAGAAGCUGAAACUGGAGGCCAAGCCGCUGCUGCCCGCGUUCGCCCUGCCCUUCCCCCUGGGCACCCACCUUCAAGGCUCCCCGGGCGCUUAUGGCGGUGCUACGGGCACCCUGCCUCAGGUGCCAGGACUCUUCGCAGCGCCUAUCACCGCUUACGGCGUGUAUUACCUCUCCUAGGGGACUUGGCACACGCCUUGCCAGGUGGUGGCCUGGGGAGACGGCAGGGGAGGGCGGCGCAGGACAGGAAAACCUGUUUCCAGGAAAACCCCCUGCGUCCUGUCGGUCUUUUUUUGUUUUGCGUUUCAGGUUUUUGUUGUUGUUGAUACAAUGUUAUAAUUGAUGCCUCAAGCCUAUUUGUGGGUAUCUUACAGAUAUUUAAGAACUUAAAAAAAAAUUUGUUCUAAACGCUUUCCUGAAAGACAGUGAACACAGUUUCAUACGGUGGCCGGGUGGAGCUUCCUAUUUGUACAAGGCAGCCAAUAAAGUAUUCUGAAGUUUA